Auanema sp. JU1783 is the source of this 1392-nucleotide messenger RNA. Lineage: Eukaryota; Metazoa; Nematoda; Chromadorea; Rhabditida; Rhabditidae. The record is from the annotation of a GenBank genome assembly.
AUGGAAGAAGCAAGCACUAUAUCCUCUAGAAGUAACUCGUCAGAUCUACAAUCCGAGAUUGAUGAAAUGAAUAAUCUUCUCAAGGUCGAAAGGAGGCUAGUUUUACAGAGCCAAAAAAACUAUAAAUCAUUAAAGCAUAAAUAUAUAAAAGUCAUGGAAGAAAAUAGUAAAAUAAAGACAGAGUUAAAUAAUAUACAAUCAUAUGCAAAUGAGAACCAACGAUUACAUGGAGUGAUCAAGGAGUUAGAGAAGAAAAGUCGUGAUAUAGUCCGAAACUUAUCAGAAGAUUGCAACGAGAGAAAACGGCAAAACAUGGAGUUUCGAGCCAAUUCUCUAGCUGAAAUCCAAACCGUCUUCCGUAAGGAGAUUGAUGAUCAGAAGAAUGAAACGAAGCGGAUAGCUCAAGAGAAAGACGAUCUCAUCGAAGAAAAUGACAAACUAUUAGAAGCGAUUCGUGAUCUCAAUAGCCAACUAAUGAAAGCCAGACGCGACUUGAAACAAAAAGAACAUGAGAUGAGCAUAGAACUUUCAACUCAGUUAGAUAAAAUUGUUGGGCAGUUCAAUGAAUCAAGGGAAACUGAAUUGGAAAAACUUUCUGAUUCUGAGAUUAUAGAACAGCAACGAGCUCGUAUAUUCAAGCUGGAAAUAGCGCUAAAAGACGAAGAGAGCUCAAAAUUGAAAAAGCUGGAUGAACUUCAUUGUCAAAUUCGAGAAACAGAAAAUAAACUAUCAGAGGAGCGCAAGAAAUCUAUCAAAGCAGAUGCAAAAGCAGACAGAGCUUUCAAUGAAACUAUUGGACUGCGAAUGGUUUUAGAGCAAAAGCAGACAGAACUAGAUGCUAUUCGAAGUAAGCUAAACUCGGCAAUGAACAGUCAGAUGUUUAUGGAAUUACAAAUUUCGGAGAAGGAACGCUUGUUGGAAAUGGAUCAACAGGAUCAAUCAAUGAUGUUUCAAAAGAGAUUGAUGGAGUUAGAAUAUCUUAUAAACGAACGGAACUGCAUAAUAGAUGAAUUGAAGCAAAAGCUGGGUGAAGCUGAAAUCGAGAAAAACAAAGGGUACAACCAGCUGCAAGGAGAGAAUCAUGAAGAAAAAUGGAAAUUGCAAGCUGAAAAAGAGCGUUUAAUUCACAAUAACAAACUAUCAAGAGUAACAGAUGAACGAAAUCGUUUGGAAGAAACAGUUGCUGAGCUCAAAGAAAAGCUGAAAACCACUCCAGAAACUAUAGCAGAAUCUACAAGACUGAGGAAAGACUUAAUCGAGAAGGAAUUGGAAAUAAAAACACUUCGACAGUACUACAGAGACUUAUUGAAGAAAAUGAAAAACUCCCUGCUUUUGUUGGAAAAACGAUACAAAAGUGCACAAAGAAAGUUAGAAAACAGUGUUUGUUUUUAG